Messenger RNA from Belonocnema kinseyi, 732 nucleotides. RefSeq names its product zinc finger protein chinmo-like. Gene Ontology annotation, molecular function: protein binding. Gene Ontology annotation, cellular component: nucleus. The coding region runs from base 314 to 715 and encodes 133 amino acids. NCBI's taxonomy places the organism in Eukaryota, Metazoa, Arthropoda, Insecta, Hymenoptera, Cynipidae. The record is from RefSeq and is a predicted model, not a curated record. Gene Ontology annotation, biological process: regulation of transcription by RNA polymerase II. The transcript has 3 exons.
CCAGGGGACUUCGUUUUCGCACGAAAAAAUUUUAUGUGCCCUUAUUGCAUCCGGACCCACAAUUAUACGAAUUGUAUUACGACAUCUCAUUGUAUUUAAUUCCAUUAACUCCCUUGCAGGAUCUCGGUCUGGCCCCGAUCGGGAAUUCUGGUCGGGGCCAGGCCCCGCAUGAAACACGCCCAGAUCGGGGCCAGGUCGGGACUCCCGAUGGGGUAACCCGAUCGGUGCCCGAUCGGUACACGGGGUCACGUUUAAGGCACACAGAUUGAUACUUGCGGCAUGUAGUAAGCACUUUCAAGAACUUUUCGAAGGGAUGCCGCCCUCUCCUGCAGGGCUCAUCGUCAUCUUGGAUGGCACGAGUGCUCAAAAUAUGGCAGCCCUUCUCGAAUUCAUGUACCGUGGUGAAGUACACGUGUCCCAAGAGUCUCUCAGUUCCUUUCUAAAGGCUGCCGAAUGUUUGCAAGUGAAGGGUCUGUCGAUAGAACAGGAAAAGCUGGCGGUGGCUCAGAGGCAUGCCGUAGAGAACAAUAAUUCAUCGAUGGAUUCUGGUGGUGGCAACAUCACCGAAGUAGCUGAAACACCUGAAACUGGAAUUGCCCGGGGGGUCAUAAGAACCCCCACCCCCGCUCCAUCACCCGCCCCCAACAACUACUCUCUACCCAAUGCCUAUUCCUCGCCCCAUUAUUAUGAGAGCCCUCAGAAAAGACAAAGGUAAGCCCCUAUAUGAAAUAC